Myodes glareolus (Bank vole) is the source of this 3327-nucleotide messenger RNA. The record is from RefSeq and is a predicted model, not a curated record. NCBI's taxonomy places the organism in Eukaryota, Metazoa, Chordata, Mammalia, Rodentia, Cricetidae.
GAGGAGGCCUGACUAUUUCUGCACCCCUCUCCCCAGGGAAACAGCACAGUGAUUGACAUCUAUCACUGCUCAAGAUAUGAAGUGACUUUAACAAUGUCACAGUCCCUGGUAUCUUGACUACUAUCCUACUCUUCAGCUUUUGAUUUACUCGUUCAUCUAUCUACUCAAACCAAACAAGCUCACUUCUUGCCUUGUUAAAGGUCUCAGGAUCUGAACAUCGUUGCAGAAAUUUUCAGGGAGUUUCACCAACAGCUUAAAAGAUGGUGAAUGAAUACAAGAGAAUUGUUCUGCUGAAAGGAUUAGCGAACCUCAGUAGUGAUCAGUUUGACUGCUUUAAGUCAUUAAUGUCCAGUGAUUUAAGACUGGAAAGACACAUGCAAGAGAAAUAUACCAAGGUUCAGAUUGCUGACAUGAUGGAAGACGAAUUCCCAACUGAUGUUGGAUUGGGCAAACUGAUUGACUUUUGUGAAAACAUACACACUCUUAAAGGACUUGCUGAAAUCCUUAAAGAAGAGAAAUCAAAAGUAAAAGGAAAAACACCACUGAGAAAUAAGAAUCAAGAAGCAAGUUCUGCUAUAAAAACACCAACUGCAAGCAAUACUUUAGCAUCGGAUGGAGGGGAAACUUCUGCAGCUCAGAAAAGAAAAUGUAUGAAUAACGAAAAGACUGCCAUGAAAAAGGCCAAGGGGUCUGAGAGGCUAAAUCACCCUCCAUGUUCUACAGAAAACACAGCCAGUUGCCAGUCCUCAGUAUUCCAGACCUCAUCUUUGGCUUCAUCCAACACUUCUUUGGAUAAGAACCAAAAGACUCAGACCCAAAACCAGAGAAUUGCAAGAGGUGCUGUUUGUAAAAAUGAUGCCAUGAUAGUGAUGGUGCUCAAUGCAACAGAGCCAUUUGCAUAUAAGUCAACAGAACCUGGAGGAAAGAUGAUGUUUCAUGCUACAGUGGCCACUGUGAGCGAGUAUUUCCAUGUGAAAGUUUUCAACAUCAACUUGAAAAAGAAGUUCACAAGAGAGAAUUUCAUCAUAAUCUCUAAUUACCUUGAAUUCAAAGGAAUCCUAGAGAUAAAUGAACAUUCCUCUGUGCUUGAAGCUGGUCCUGUCCAAAGUAUUAGUGUCCCCAUAAGCCUUAUCAGAAAAUCAAAAGAAACUCCCAAGAUUUUUGAUAUUCGCAAGUAUGCCACUGGAACACCAGUUUAUGGGUUGUUUACAUUAAACAAGAAAAAGGUGAACCCAAAGAAUACAAUCUAUGAAAUAAAGGAUGGCACAGGAAAUAUAGAAGUUGUAGGGAGUGAGCAAUGCUACAACAUCAGCUGUAAGGAAGGAGACAAAGUGCAACUCUUCUGCUUUCAAGUGAAAACAAUUGACAAGCAACCGAAGCUGGUGUCUGGCUAUCACAGUUUCAUUAAGAUAAUCAGUAAUAAUCACAGACAAUGUGCACAGUAGAACUGAAAUCUACCUGUGCUACCUGGAACUGAAUGCAGAUUCUUAUACAAGGCUACCAAGGCUUGAAUAGAGACACCAAGCAACUGGAAAUAAACAACAGCUCUAGUAAUACAUCCAAGCAUUUAAACAUCUCGCUAUCUAAUUUGUAAUUAUGUAUUUUCAUUCGCAAAUUUCCUCAUUGCUCUCUUUUUCUAUGAGAAUAAUACUUGAAUUUAAUUUCUCUAGUGCAAAAAUAACAAAUUUAAAGGGACAUAAUUACAAAAUGUUGUAUGUAAUUUAUUCAAUUCAUGGGUUAACUGCUAGAUACUGGUACAUUUGUGCUCUGUGGGACACAUAGGAUGGAAUACACAGAAUUUUGUCAACAUUGAGGUCUAUAUUCUGAUCAGAACUUCCAGAGUGUAGAAUCUAUUAGGAUUCUCUCUCAUUCUGUGGGCUGCUUAUUCUCUCCAUUGACUGUUCUCUUUACUGUACACAAACUUGAAGUUUUAUGAGGUCUCAUUAGUCAGUUGUUGACCUUAUUCUUGGAUGUAUGAAGUCCUAUAAAGAAAGUCCUUCUGAACAGAACAGUGUUAACACAGGCACUAAAGAUCCACAAUUAAUAAAAGGGACAUCAUGAAAUUGCAAAGUUUCUGCAUCACAAAAGACACCAUCCUUCAGACAAGGAAGCAGGGUACAGAAUGAGCAAAAAGUAUUACCAACUACACAUCUGAUAGAGACCUAAUAUCCAAAUAUAUAAGGUACUCACAACUCCAGAUGAUUGAUCAAAUGAGUAAUUCAAUUAAAAAAUGGGAUGCAAAUUGGGCAUGGUGGCACAUGCCACCUAGUACUCAGGAGGCAGAGGCAGAGGCAGGCAAAUCUAUGUGAAUUUGAGGACAGACUGAUCUACAAAGUGAGAUCUAAACAGACAACUCUCAAAGAAGGAAAGUCAAAUGACUGAAAAACAUUUAAAAGAAAGUUUAACUUUAGCAACCCUCAGGGAAAUGCAAACCCAAACUAUUUUGAGAUUUUUAUCUUAAGCCCCACUGAACAGCUAAGAUCAGUAGAAUAAAUGACAGCUUAUGUUGGUGAGGAUGUGAGGUGUGGAGUAAGGGAAACAGCCAUCUGUUGAUAGUGGAGUGCAAACAGCUUACUUCAGUCUCCUUUAAACACUUUCAAUAAUUUUUUUUUGUUUUAUUUUCCUGAGAAGUCUUUUCCAGACACAAAACCAUAAGAUUGCAUCUUUUGCUCCUUUUAGAAAGUUUAUAGUUUAGUUUUUUUCUUUUUAUUCUAUGACCUGGUUUUUCUUAGUUUUAAGAUGUGAAAUGGUAUUUACUUUAAUAUGAAUAUGGGAUUUGUGCCAUCACAACCAUUUUUUGGUAAAACAUGCUUGAAUCAAGAUCCUUUCCCCACUUAUUUACUUCUCACUUUUGUCCCAAAGCAACUUUCUAGAUUCUUUAUUGCAUUUGCCCAGUAGUUCCUCUGCAUUUUAAGUUCAAAACUACACUAUGUCUUUACAAAGAACCCAAGAUAAUAAACAAAAUAUUGCAAUUUUCGAUAUUCCGAGAUAUAGAAAUCAGCAUAUAAAAAACUGAUACUCCUUUGUGUUGUGAAUUAGGUCCAUACGAUAAAUAACCAGACCAGCUCAAGAAUAACAGUUAUAUUUUAAUGGUUAAAAAGGGGAAACUCAUGCUACAAGAGUGGGAGGUCCAGCAUCCCUUCUGUCUGGCAGGCAUCACACAGAGAGAGGCACGUACCUGGAUCCUCCCAGUUUUUCUACCUGGGCCCCAGAUAGUCACAUCCUAACUAGUUAUGAUUGGUUGAUAUAGUUUCCACAUCAUCUCCCCCUUUUGUCUAAAGAAGAUCGAUCCAAACCCAAUACAACUAUAUACAAUAGGAAUAGAUA